CUUCCCCGGGCGGGGAUAAAAAGCAGCCGGAGUCCUGGACAGUGCAUCUGGAACCAGGGAGGACGGGAGGGAUAAUACAUACCUCCUCCCGGGGGAGAGAUCUAACGCACUCUGCCUUCCACCUCUGCUACCAUUCAGGGGGCACAUCUAAUAGCCACAGCCCCCAAUAAUACCUCUGCCCCCUUCCCUGGCUACAACUGGCAGCUGUCUGCCCCGGCACCUGUUGUUACACAUCACAUGCAGCUUCUUCACCUUCCCCUGGCUCCAGGUACAUGCCAACAUCCAUUACUCCUUAUUUACCCCUCUCCGCUCAGACUGCACGCCCCUCCAUCUUAUGGGGUUGCGUUCUGUAUUUCCCAUCUCAUUCAUUCCACCUGCACUUUGCUGGCUCUCGCCCACUGCCCGCCCUCAUUCAUCUUUCAGCUGGGGGCAUAUGUGAAGCCCACCUCCGCCAUGGAUCUCAGUUAGUGCCCCCUCUGAUUCCCAUUUACCAGCGAGGCUGAGCCCGUGUCAGAGGCAGAUUUGGGGAUUUCUCAUCCAGGAUCUGAUACCCUUCGCUGCAAGGUGGGGUAACUCUGCUGGGCACCCUGUCACCUGGUGCUAUGACCGCGAAGCUGCUGGAAAAGCUACAGGUGAAUAUGACAUCCCUUCUGCCUGACACGCUGUACGCUGAUGAGGGGCAAGAUCUGCCGGGAGGGCUGUCCAUCUACCCCGGAGGGGGCAACGAGCAGCACUACACCAUGUCUGCAGAUAAUGUAAUGGAUUUAGGUUUGACCAAUGACAAGAACUCCCAGGAUCUCUCAUAUACAGGUACAUUCCAGCCAGGCAACAAGACUGUCACAUACCUGGGCAAGUUCUCAUUUGAUUCCCCAUCCAACUGGUGCCAGGAAAACAUCAUCAGCCUGAUGAGCGCAGGCAUCCUUGGUGUACCAACAUCCCAAGCACCAAGUGCAGGUGGAGGACAAAGUGGUGGAGGUAGUGGAGGCAUCAUGGGGCAGACACAAAGUGAUGUGGAGUCUAUGUUCCACAACCUUCCACCUUACUCUAGUUGUGGGGACCUGUACCAUGACCAGGUGGGCUUUCAAGGAGGUGGUAUGCCACCGUACUCCUCCCAGGAGUACCCUUCUGCUAAACAAAGCUUAGACUCUAGUGUGUUUCCAAUGAUACCAGACUACAACUUGUUUCACCACAAUACAGACAUACCCACAGUAGAUCAAAAGCCUUUCCAAAACAUGGAGGCCAUGCGGGUCAAUCCACCACCCAUCACCCCACUGGAAACUAUCAAAGCUUUCAAAGAGAAGCAAGUCUUGCCAAACUUUGGGGGCAUGAGCCAUCAACCCCCACUUACCCUUAAACCGAUUCGCCCAAGGAAGUACCCCAACCGCCCAAGCAAGACCCCACUUCAUGAGAGGCCUCAUGCCUGUCCUGCUGAGGGUUGUGAUAGGCGCUUUUCACGGUCUGAUGAGCUGACCCGCCAUCUUCGUAUCCACACAGGACAUAAGCCCUUCCAAUGCCGUAUCUGCAUGCGGAGCUUCAGCCGUUCCGACCACCUAACUACCCACAUCCGCACACAUACAGGGGAGAAGCCCUUUGCUUGUGACUUCUGUGGACGCAAGUUUGCACGCAGUGAUGAGAGGAAGCGACAUGCCAAGAUCCAUCUCAAACAGAAGGACAAGAAAGGAGGGGAUAAAGCUGUCUGCUCGCCCUCUGUCGCUGGGGCACCAGCAGUUACCACAUGCGCUUGAGUUCUAGCCCAAAUUACCUUUUCCCUGAGGCAAUGGAGGAGAGUGCAUUGUGCAAUGUGCUCACCUUCAUUGUGAAACAGUGCUCUGCAGACUAUUACCAUAUAUACUGAUACUAAUAUUGAGCUGUAGCUCAUUCAAGAGAGACCUGCAGAGCAUUUCUCUCCUAAAUUGUUUACUGCCAGUGAUCUGCAGAGCAUUACUCAACUUUCUAGCUCAAAUGCAAAAAUGACUUCAUUAGUACUCCUUCAAGUUCCAUUUUUGGAGCAUCACACUCCUGAUGAAGACAUUAACACCAACCCAUAACAGCUCUACCUGCAGACCAUUUCUCCAUCUCCCACGCAGAUCAUCUCUGCUCCAGGCUACACCCAAUGACUCUGAUUUGUACAGCCUCACUCCAUUUUUCUAAUCCUAUUCUACAUGCUGGAAAGAUGAGAACAAGGGUCUCAGGGUACAUAGGAUUUGGGGAAGCUAAAUCCUUAAAGUUUGAGGCAGGGUCGCUAAAUUUGCUGCAAUGGCAAAAUUAUUCUGCUGCUAUGUCCAAAUGUUACACCCUCAUGUGCCUGCUGUCCGCGUCAGGUCCCCUCCUCCUUUAUAUUUAUCCAUCACUCUUUUUAUCCUCAUCCUGCAAUCAUUAUCUCCCUAGUAUCACAUAUGACAGUUUUCACAUUUCCUUUUCUUUCAGAGGUUUUCUCGUCUUAUCAUUCUCUUGCCUCUCCAUCCCCCCACCGCUCUGUCUCUUUCUCUCCUGUACAUUCUCCCCCCUGAUUUCUUUUCAACGUCUGUCACACAGUUUUAUUAGGGAAAAAAAACAACUACAGCUUGAGUCAGUGUGUGUGAAACAGUGUGUGCAUGAUUACAUACCAUAUACAGUAAAUCAGUUGGCCAAGUUUCAUUGUCCACAGCUCAGGAUUCAGAGAAGUGAAAAAAUAUAAGGAUUACGUAGACUUUCUUUUGACCAAAGCGCAACACGGUUUAGUCUCCUGCGGCUGCUGGGUCACAAGUCACGGGGGGGGGGGG
This is a messenger RNA of Pseudophryne corroboree (corroboree frog), 2762 nucleotides long. RefSeq names its product early growth response 3 (gene EGR3). Lineage: Eukaryota; Metazoa; Chordata; Amphibia; Anura; Myobatrachidae. Gene Ontology annotation, biological process: regulation of transcription by RNA polymerase II. The record is from RefSeq and is a predicted model, not a curated record. The transcript has 2 exons. Bases 603 to 1745 code for a protein of 380 amino acids. Gene Ontology annotation, molecular function: DNA-binding transcription factor activity, RNA polymerase II-specific; RNA polymerase II cis-regulatory region sequence-specific DNA binding.